AUGGCGGACAUGGUCCUGGUGCGUGCUCGGGGCAGAUGGGUCCCGGCGGUGGCGCAGGGGCCACUGGAGCAUCGACGGCGCGACGACGACCACCACCACGACCGCCAACUCGCAUCCGAAGUCCGCGACCCCUUCCCCUUCCCCGGCGUUCACCGAAAAGGUGGCAGAAGUGUCCAGGAGUUCGGCGCGGAUGCAGUGGUGGUUGAACGGAACCCCGAUGUCGAUGGCGUGGUGGAGAAUCAAGAAGAGGUGAUCGACGACGAGAAUCGCUGGAGGCGUGCACGCAGGCAACCGCUCCAUGGAACCGACGGUUCACAAGAUAGAGAGAGAAGGGAGCGUGAGCAGUUUCCGCUCUGGGAGCGUGAGCAGUUUCCGCUCAAUCCCUUUGCAGUUGUAACAGUUCCUUCGUCCGCCCCGCGGUCCAUCUCAUCAUCCGCGCAGCGUCCACGACGGCACUUGCCAUUCGGAAAGCGCAGCUAG
Miscanthus lutarioriparius is the source of this 480-nucleotide messenger RNA. The record is from the annotation of a GenBank genome assembly. NCBI's taxonomy places the organism in Eukaryota, Viridiplantae, Streptophyta, Magnoliopsida, Poales, Poaceae.